AUGGCUAAACGACGCAACUCCUCACCCGAGGCGCCCGUGGCGAAGCGCACACGAGAGGAACCCGCGCCCGAACCCACAAAGGACGCACAAGUCGAACCACAAUGCCUCCCACUCCCGACCGAAAUCUUCCACAUGAUAUGCUCUGAGCUCGGCACCCAUGGAGUCGCUAGCUUCCGGCUCGCCUGCAAAGCAUUCUGCGUGAUCGGGAAAGAGCAUUUGGUGGAAGAGCUGUGCUUCUUCCUACAUCGGCGGAGUAUCAUGAAAGUCGUGGCAAUCGCCAAUCAUCCAUACUGGGCAAGGCACGUCAAGACGCUCGUGUUCGAGAACGUGGAGCCGAAAGACUGGUCGAAGAUGAGGAAAGAGUCCGACCUGAUCAACGAGCGCGUCGACAAGAAGGCCUAUAGCAGGUACGACUCCUUUCUCUGGCAGAACCUGAAUAACAGCGGAUAUUUCGAGGAUCGUCCUGGAUCCUUGCAUUCGCAGAUUAUACCCAUUUUGGGUAAAUUCACGAACCUGAAGGCCAUUACUUGCCACCAUGGAUUCAAAGAUCCGCGGCCUUCUGGUCCGGAUGUGAACACGCCCCUCAAGAUUCUUUUUGACCGUUACACCGCGAAGCAACUGGAGCUGCCUUUCUGGAAGGUUCGAGGAUCGGGUCGAAUCUGGGCUCCCGCGAGACUUCCUGACAAUUGGAACUUCCUCCGCGGGGCGAACAGGACACUUGCCCAAUUCCAUAGGAUAGCACAAGCGGCAUUCGGAACCCGUUCGCUAGCCCACUUGGACACUGUCAACAUCCAGUCGCAUCACUCCGCUGUCUUGCACUGGCAACGGCCCGAGCCAGGGGACUACUUGCUGGAUAACGACGGCCUCAAGCAUCUGACCAUCCAAUACCACCCUCAUCACUUCAAUGGUGCCAUUUGGCAGGUGGCUCCAGGAAGUCUGUGUAGAGACCUUGAGUAUCUUUCGAAACCGGAGCAGAGACUGGUAUUCGAGCCCUCGCAAGGGGACCAUGUCCUAGCCGGAGGCACCAGCAAUCUCAGGUCCUUGACUCUAGCGAGCCGUCUAGACAAUCCCUCGAAGUGGCUGGCAGCCGAUCUAUUCAGCAAUGGAGGAAGCGUGUAUUUACCAAGGUGGCCUCAUCUGGAAGAAGUGCGCUUCGUCAACUGUGUCUUCAAGAACGAGGACACUGUCGACUGGCUGGUGCAACAGCGCAUCCGGGUGACGAUGAAGAACGUGUUCCUAUCCGAGGAGAAUGCCAUAAAGCUCUUCGACGCGUCCUCCCUGAAAUCCCUUGAAGUAUCCGGCCUAGUGAUCAUACGAGGGAACAAACAAGAUCGUCUUUGGAUCGUUGCGGACGAGCACAACGCUCCGGCCUUCGCCCGGCGCUUCCGACCGUACGUGGUUCCGAUGGACAAGAGCAUUUCGUGGUUCGUUCAUCCGGACAAUUUGGAGCAGUGCCGGCUCCAAGGGAAAGAAGCGAAGACCGUGCUCACCGAGGACAAUGCCUGGGCGGUUGCAUCCAUCGAGCAUUCCACGUGA
Messenger RNA from Trematosphaeria pertusa, 1536 nucleotides. RefSeq lists its product as uncharacterized. NCBI's taxonomy places the organism in Eukaryota, Fungi, Ascomycota, Dothideomycetes, Pleosporales, Trematosphaeriaceae. The coding region runs from base 1 to 1536 and encodes 511 amino acids. The record is from RefSeq and is a predicted model, not a curated record. The transcript has a single exon.